AUCUGUUAUCACCUCUACAAAAAAUUAUGCAGAUAAAAACAAAUACAAACUAAAAUCAAAAACCCGUUUAAUUUUGCGUUUAUCAGUUGAAUACUUUUAAUAAACCUAUCAAUAUCGAACCAAUUUUAUUCCAUCUUGCAUUCCAAAGUGCAAAUUAUGACUGUCAUCCUCGUGGCACUAACUUUGACCAUACUCUCCCAAGGAGUCAUUUCAUCAAAUCUUCCCAUUGUAAUAAAUACUUGGGCAUUUAUUGAUGCUGCCAAUGAAGCUUGGAAAGUACUCCAUCAACCUCAUAAAACUGCACUCGAUGCUUUAGUCGAGGGUUGUAGUACAUGUGAACGACUACAAUGUGAUGGUACUGUCGGCUAUGGAGGUAGCCCCGAUGAACAUGGUGAAACGACACUCGAUGCCAUGAUUAUGGAUGGUGCCAAUAUGAAUAUUGGUGCAGUUGCUGCACUGCGACAUAUUAAACAUGCUGCUAGAGUUGCCAGACAUGUUUUAGAAAAUACUCAACACACAUUGUUGGUUGGGGAUCAGGCAACACAAUUUGCUCAAACAAUGGGAUUCAAAAAAGAAUCACUAAGUACGCCAGCAUCGAAAGAAAUCUGGCAAAAAUGGUGGCACGAUGGAUGUCAACCUAAUUUUUGGAUCAAUGUUAAUCCAGAUCCUAAAAGUUCUUGUGGACCAUAUAAACCAUCACCGAAUUAUAAUCCACUGUCAGAAAUUGACAAGGAGAAAUUUGAAUUCGGAUCGAAAAACCACGAUACAAUCGGAAUGAUUGUUAUCGAUUCGAGUGGUCAUAUCUAUGCUGGAACAUCAACCAAUGGAGCAAAUCAUAAGAUCCCCGGAAGAGUUGGUGAUUCACCAAUACCCGGCGCUGGAGCCUAUGCAGAUAAUGAAUUUGGAGCUGCUGCCGCAACUGGCGACGGUGACAUAAUGAUGAGAUUUUUGCCAUCAUUUGUUGCCGUUGAGAAUCUGCGAGCAGGACAAGAUACAACAACAGCAGCCCAAAAUGCAAUCAAGAGGAUAUUGAAACAUCAUGAAAAGUUUAUGGGGGGACUGAUUGUAGUUAAUCGUUUGGGGGAGAUCGGUGCUGCUUGCACAGGGAUUGAUAAAUUUCCAUAUUCUGUGGCAUUUGGCAAUCAAACCAAAGCAAAAAUUGAAUAUAUUGACUGUUGAGAA
This is a messenger RNA of Episyrphus balteatus (marmalade hoverfly), 1182 nucleotides long. Its product is annotated as putative N(4)-(beta-N-acetylglucosaminyl)-L-asparaginase GE19290. Gene Ontology annotation, biological process: protein deglycosylation. The record is from RefSeq and is a predicted model, not a curated record. NCBI's taxonomy places the organism in Eukaryota, Metazoa, Arthropoda, Insecta, Diptera, Syrphidae. The transcript has a single exon. The coding region runs from base 157 to 1179 and encodes 340 amino acids. Gene Ontology annotation, cellular component: lysosome. Gene Ontology annotation, molecular function: N4-(beta-N-acetylglucosaminyl)-L-asparaginase activity.